AUGGAACGCCGGCACAUUGUCGAAAAGGAGAAAAUGGGCGCGUCAUCACCAUCGACGGGGGGAUCACAUUAUGUUCCGACUGGCAAUCCAGUCGAGGCUGUCCGAGCACGGCUCACGAUUCGAAACACCGGUGUUCAGGAUGCGGAGACGCGUCUCACGGCGCUCAAAGCUGUCCUCAGGGCCAAACAGCAUGACCCAGGAUCCCCUUACCGAGCCGACCGAUGGGAACAACGACUUCGAGAAGCAGGACUUCUCCCGGAAUUUGCGGACAUUCCCAAAGGCCUUCGUGAGGGCUUCCACGCCGGCAUACCCCACAUCAAGAUCACUUUCACCCCACCGAAUAAACCCUCAAUCACGGAAUUUGCUGAGCAUUUUCGAGGAAUACUACAAGCUGAAUACGACGCUGGACGUUACGUCGGACCACUCUCCAAGAGAGAAGUCGAGGCGCUGCUCGGCCCCUUCCAAACUUCACCACUUAGCAUCAUCCCAAAGGCAGGAAAACCCGGGAAAUUCAGGCUCAUACAAAAUCUAUCCUACCCGCACUCAGCACUCCCAGGCCCAAUCACGUCUAUCAACAGCCACAUCAACUCCAAUAACUACCCCUGCACCUGGGGAACCUUCGACACGGUCUACCUCAUCAUUGCCAGACUCCCACCCGGCUCACAAGCAGCCGUACGUGACAUCAAGGAAGCAUACCGCACCAUUCCCCUCCACCCCUCUCAAUGGCCUGGAAUUGUCGUACGGAUUGACGAUAACAGUUUCGCAAUUGACUUGCGCGACUGCUUCGGCCUCGCGUCUGGAGGAGGGGUCUACGGGCGAGUGGGAGAUGCAGGCGCGCAGCUCACCAGGGCGCAUGGCAUCGGUCCACUAUCCAAAUGGGUCGAUGACAUUGUGUUCUUCCGACUUCUCGCAUCAGAGGUGGAAGGGUACAACCAGAAGAGGAAGAAAUGGGCGAAGGAAAUCCGAGACAAUGGUGGCAAGAGGCAGGACGGCGGCAGAAUUUGGUUCGCAGGGUCCAUCAGACCAGACGGCCACCCCGAAGAGUUCGACGAAGACCAGACCCAACCCCUCAGAGUUCUGCCGUCACCCAGCAAACUCCGCGAGGACGCGCAAUACGCAUACAAUAUGUCUGACCUCGACAGCCUGUUCAACGAUCUGGGAAUCCCAAUCGCAAAAGAAAAAGAUAUCCCUUUCGGUUUCAUUGUUGCCUACAUCGGCUUCCUCUGGAAUGUCAAGGACAAGUGGGUCGCGCUCACGCCUGCCAAGCGUGAGAAGUAUUUGUCAGCUAUCGCAGAGUGGGAGAGCGCGACAACCCACGACUUGCUCGAUGCCCAACAACUCUAUGGCAAGCUCCUUCAUACGUGCCAUAUCAUCCCAGAGGGGAGAGCCUACCUCACAAACCUCGAAGCCUUCAUGGCUAUCUUCCGAGACAAGCCACACCGCCAGCUCACCCCUCCUCGCCAUACUCCCGAGGAUCUACGCUGGUGGAAAGACCAACUUCUCAACACAGAGCGACGAAGAGAAAUCAAAGAACACCCACCCAUCAUCGACAUCAAUGGUUUCUCGGAUGCUAGCUCAGAAAUCGGCAUCGGCAUUGUCAUUGGCACCAAGUGGAGAGCCUGGAAGCUCCUCCCCGGAUGGAAAGCAGAAGGGAGAGACAUCGGAUGGGCAGAAGCAGUCGGCUUCCUGUUCCUUGCCACUGCUGCAGCAGGUCUUGGAGCGGAAAAGGGCUCGCACAUCCAACUGUAUGGAGACAACAGGGGGGUCGUUGAAGGCUGGUGGAAAGGAAGAAGCCGAAAUUGGCAGACGAACCUCAUCUUUCGUCAAGUACACGCUCUCAGCAAGAGCUCCAGCAUCGCCUUUCACACCCAUUACGUCAAGAGCGCCUCCAAUCCUGCAGACCUCCCAUCGCGAGGCAUCUACGGCAGCCCCGAGGACCUCCUCCCUCACAUACCUAUCCCCAACUACCUCCGGAAAUUCGUCGCCGACUUCGAUUCCCAACAGCCACCCAAUCCAUCACCCAUCAAAGCGAGUGCAAAAGCGAAAGCAGAACUCCCAAGAGGAUCUUUCCAAUCCUCCCAAGCGGAGGAGGCCCGCACCCUCGCAGAGUUCAGGCAACACAUCUAUCACCUCAGGCCCAUCAACGUACCCGGAAAGGAUCGCCUGCGAACGUGGAAACCAGCAAUCGCGCGCAACACACUGGACCACCAAGGAAAGCCAACAAACCUUGCGCCCGAAGACCUCGAAGACAUCACUACCGCAAUCCAAGGCGCUUGGGCACCCAGCACGCAAGAAACCUAUGCAACCGGCCUCCUCGUCUACCACGCGUUCUGCGACAAACGGGGAAUUGACGAGCACCAACGUGCCCCAGCCAGCCCUGUCCUUCUGGCAGCCUUCGUAACCAGUCUGGUCGGCCUGUACAGCGGAAAAACGAUCCGAAACUACGUCUUCGGGGUCCGUGCCUGGCACAUCAUGCACGGAGUGAGAUGGGUCCCCAACGACACGGAGCUCGAAGCUCUUUUACGAGCAGGAGAGCGGAACGCACCUCCAACGUCAAAGAAGGCGAAGAGAACCCCAGUAACCGAGGACCACAUCAGGCGAAUCCACGCACAGCUCGACCCCAACAACCCGCUCCACGCCGCAACAUUCGCCUGCCUGACCACAACUUUCUACGCUGCCGCUCGCCUGGGAGAGUUCACCCUGCCCAACCUCAACGCCUUCGACAAAACCCACGUCAAGCCAUCAGACAUACGCGUGGAAGUCGACAGGCGUGGGCAGGAGGUCACCGUCUUCCACUUACCACGCACCAAAUCGAGCAUGAGCGGGGAAGACGUCUCGUGGGCUCAACAGAACGGCACUGUCGACCCGAAAUCCGCCCUCGAAAACCACCUGCAAGUGAACCAGCCCCCUCCAGACGGGCCCCUGUUCGCCUACCGCACGAAAAAUGGGAAAAAAGAAACACACAAGGCGCUCACAAUGAAGAAGUUUCUCGAGGUGGUCAACCAGGCGGGUGCUCGAGCCAACAUCGUCAAAAUCUCGGGCCACUGCAUACGGAUCGGCGCCACCCUCGAGUACCUCCUGCGGGGUGUGUCAUUCGAAGCCAUGAAGGCCAAAGGACGAUGGGCAAGCGACGCCUUUCUCGACUACCUGCGCGAACAUGCCCAAAUCCUUGCACCCUACAUCCAGGCCAACCCAGUCGUACACAAGGACUUCCUAGAUGUCGUAAUACCGCCCGUCCGGCGCUGA
Coprinopsis cinerea okayama7#130 is the source of this 3246-nucleotide messenger RNA. Its product is annotated as reverse transcriptase/ribonuclease H. The record is from RefSeq and is a predicted model, not a curated record. Gene Ontology annotation, molecular function: DNA binding. Gene Ontology annotation, biological process: DNA recombination; DNA integration. NCBI's taxonomy places the organism in Eukaryota, Fungi, Basidiomycota, Agaricomycetes, Agaricales, Psathyrellaceae. Bases 1 to 3246 code for a protein of 1081 amino acids. The transcript is spliced from 2 exons.